GGCAAAAUACGAGUGACAACAUUUUGUAAUGCAAAUGGCCGCUAAUAGAAAUAUUGCGGUUAAUGGUUAACAAAAUGUUUAGUUCCUUUGCUUCUUACCAGUUGUUACCUAAAUAAAGUUAAUAAAAAUACUAUUAGGAGUUAUCAAAAGUAACCGGCGCAGCGAUGUCGCUGCCGCCAUACCUAUUGGGGCCCAACCCCUGGGCCACCAUGAUGGCGCAGCAGCAGCUAGCGGCAGCUCAACAAGCAGCGCUCCAAGCGCAUGCUGCCGCUGCUGCUGCUGCACCGCCCGUGCCGCCGACCCAGCCACCUAAACCUCACCACAUACCAGAAGAAAAGAUCAAAGAGAAAGCUCAAAAAUGGCUUCAGCUGCAAUCAAAGCGUUUCUCGGACAAGAGGAAAUUUGGUUUUGUGGACGCCCAAAAGGAAGACAUGCCUCCGGAGCACAUUCGAAAGAUAAUCCGAGAUCAUGGCGAUAUGACCAGUCGCAAGUAUCGUCAUGACAAACGAGUGUAUCUGGGAGCCCUUAAAUAUAUGCCGCAUGCUGUAAUGAAGCUUCUAGAAAACAUGCCCAUGCCCUGGGAACAGAUCAGAGAUGUCAAUGUCCUGUACCACAUCACUGGUGCUAUAACAUUUGUCAAUGAGAUUCCCUGGGUCAUAGAGCCAGUGUAUAUCGCGCAAUGGGGCACAAUGUGGAUAAUGAUGCGUAGAGAGAAACGUGAUCGUCGGCAUUUCAAGCGUAUGAGAUUCCCACCAUUUGAUGAUGAAGAACCACCUUUGGAUUAUGCUGACAACAUUUUGGAUGUUGAACCUCUGGAACCCAUACAAAUUGAAUUAGAUCCGGAAGAGGACGGAGCUGUGGCCUCGUGGUUUUACGACCACAAACCUUUAUUGGGAACAAAACACGUGAACGGCUCGACAUACAGAAAGUGGAAUCUUAGCUUACCACAGAUGGCUACACUAUAUCGUCUUGCAAAUCAGCUUCUAACUGACUUAGUAGACGAUAAUUACUUCUACCUAUUUGAUUCUAAAAGUUUCUUUACCGCCAAAGCCCUGAACAUGGCAAUUCCCGGAGGUCCCAAGUUUGAACCACUUGUCAAAGACAACUCUGCCGGUGAUGAAGACUGGAAUGAAUUCAACGACAUCAACAAGAUUAUUAUUCGUCAGCCGAUCAGAACAGAGUACAGAAUAGCUUUCCCAUACCUUUACAACAACUUGCCGCAUUUCGUCCAAUUAUCCUGGUAUCAUACUCCCAAUGUGGUGUAUAUAAAAACAGAAGAUCCCGACUUGCCAGCCUUCUACUUUGAUCCGCUUAUCAAUCCAAUCUCUCACCGUCAUACCGUGAAGUCAUUAGAUCCAAUUCCGGAAGAGGAAGAUUUCUUGCUACCUGAAGAAGUAACGCCAUUCCUGCAGGAAACGGCUUUGUACACAGACAACACUGCUAACGGGAUCGCUUUACUGUGGGCUCCGCGACCUUUUAGUAUGAGAUCAGGUCGUUCCCGGCGAGCGAUCGACGUUCCUCUCGUGAAGACAUGGUACAAGGAGCACUGCCCGCCAGGACAACCCGUGAAAGUGCGUGUGUCAUAUCAAAAACUACUCAAGUACUACGUGCUUAAUUCGCUCAAACAUAGGCCACCUAAGCCACAGAAGAAAAGAUAUCUCUUCCGUUCGUUCAAAUCGACGAAGUUCUUCCAAACUACAACUUUGGAUUGGGUGGAGGCUGGUCUCCAAGUAUGCAGACAGGGCUACAACAUGCUCAAUCUGCUGAUACACAGAAAGAAUCUUAAUUACUUGCAUUUAGAUUAUAAUUUCAACUUGAAACCAGUCAAGACUCUCACUACUAAAGAGAGAAAGAAGUCUCGGUUUGGUAAUGCAUUCCACUUGUGCCGCGAGAUCCUCCGCCUCACUAAACUGAUAGUGGAUUCUCAUGUUCAAUAUCGUCUGAACAACGUGGACUCGUUCCAGCUAGCGGACGGUCUACAGUACAUCUUCGCUCACGUCGGCCAACUCACCGGCAUGUACAGAUACAAGUACAAACUCAUGAGACAGAUACGAAUGUGCAAGGACUUGAAACAUCUCAUCUACUACAGAUUUAAUACGGGUCCAGUAUCUAAGGGUCCAGGUUGUGGUUUCUGGGCACCUGGUUGGCGUGUGUGGUUGUUCUUCAUGCGAGGUAUCACGCCGCUACUUGAGCGUUGGCUUGGAAACCUAUUGUCGAGACAAUUCGAGGGUCGCCAUUCGAAAGGGGUCGCAAAAACGGUGACGAAACAGCGCGUAGAGUCGCACUUCGACCUGGAACUGCGAGCAUCCGUCAUGCACGAUAUUGUGGACAUGAUGCCGGAAGGUAUCAAACAGAAUAAGGCCAGAACAAUCCUACAGCAUCUCUCUGAAGCCUGGAGAUGCUGGAAAGCUAAUAUUCCCUGGAAGGUCCCAGGUCUUCCUACUCCCAUAGAAAACAUGAUACUUCGUUACGUUAAAAUGAAGGCGGACUGGUGGACAAAUACAGCGCACUACAACAGGGAGAGAAUACGUCGCGGUGCCACUGUAGACAAAACCGUCUGUAAGAAGAACUUGGGAAGACUAACACGACUGUACUUAAAGGCUGAGCAGGAAAGACAGCAUAAUUAUUUAAAGGAUGGUCCAUACAUAUCCCCUGAAGAAGCAGUCGCUAUUUACACGACAACAGUCCAUUGGCUCGAGUCCCGACGUUUCGCGCCCAUACCGUUCCCGCCCCUGUCAUACAAACACGACACCAAACUACUCAUAUUGGCUUUGGAGAGACUGAAAGAAGCUUACAGCGUUAAGUCGAGGCUCAAUCAAAGUCAAAGGGAAGAACUGGGUCUUAUAGAACAGGCGUAUGAUAACCCACACGAGGCGCUGUCUAGGAUAAAACGUCAUUUGCUCACACAGAGGACUUUCAGAGAAGUGGGCAUAGAGUUUAUGGACCUCUACUCACAUCUAGUGCCAGUAUACGACGUGGAACCUCUAGAGAAGAUAACGGACGCGUACCUCGAUCAAUAUCUUUGGUAUGAAGCUGACAAACGACGUCUUCUACCGCCGUGGGUGAAACCCGCUGACACAGAGCCCAGUCCGCUCCUCGUCUAUAAAUGGUGUCAAGGUAUCAACAAUCUUCAAGAUGUAUGGGAGGUCGGCGAAGGUGAAUGCAACGUUUUGCUAGAGUCGAGAUUUGAAAAACUCUAUGAGAAGAUUGAUCUGACACUGCUGAAUCGUCUCUUGCGUUUGAUAGUGGACCACAACAUUGCUGAUUACAUGACGGCUAAGAACAACGUCGUUAUUAAUUACAAGGAUAUGAAUCAUACAAAUUCCUAUGGUAUCAUUCGGGGUUUGCAAUUUGCUUCCUUCAUAGUUCAGUACUAUGGUCUUGUACUGGAUCUGUUAGUGCUGGGUCUGCAGCGGGCCAGCGAAAUGGCUGGACCUCCCCAACUACCAAACGACUUCUUAUCUUACCAAGAGAGGCCGGCGGAACAGGCGCAUCCUAUAAGACUGUAUUGCAGAUACAUUGACAGAAUACAUAUUUUCUUCAGAUUCACAGCAGAAGAAGCUCGCGACCUCAUCCAAAGGUACCUGACGGAACAUCCCGACCCCAAUAAUGAGAAUAUCGUCGGCUACAACAAUAAAAAGUGCUGGCCGCGUGACGCCAGAAUGAGACUCAUGAAACACGAUGUUAACUUGGGUCGAGCGGUGUUCUGGGAUAUUAAGAACCGUCUUCCACGUUCCGUCACCACUAUACAGUGGGAGAAUAGUUUCGUCUCGGUCUACUCCAAGGACAACCCCAACUUGUUAUUCAACAUGGCCGGAUUUGAGUGCAGGAUAUUGCCUAAAUGCCGUAGUCUUCACGAAGAGUUGUCACAUCGCGAUGGUGUUUGGAAUCUACAAAACGAAGUAACCAAGGAACGCACAGCUCAAUGCUACCUGAGAGUGGAUGACGAAUCACUGGCACGGUUCCAUAACCGUGUCAGACAGAUAUUGAUGGCCUCGGGUUCAACGACCUUCACCAAAAUUGUCAACAAAUGGAAUACCGCUUUAAUCGGUCUUAUGACGUACUUCCGUGAAGCCGUAGUAAACACUCAAGAGCUAUUAGACCUGCUAGUGAAAUGCGAGAACAAAAUUCAAACUCGUAUUAAAAUUGGUUUGAACUCAAAAAUGCCUUCGCGUUUCCCGCCUGUUGUGUUCUACACGCCCAAAGAGUUAGGCGGGCUUGGGAUGUUGUCUAUGGGUCACGUUCUGAUUCCACAGUCGGAUCUGCGUUGGUCAAAACAAACAGACGUUGGCAUCACUCACUUCCGAUCGGGAAUGUCACAUGAUGAAGAUCAGCUGAUUCCUAAUCUUUAUCGUUACAUACAACCAUGGGAGGCUGAGUUUGUUGACUCACAGAGAGUAUGGGCUGAGUACGCUCUCAAGAGACAGGAGGCUAAUGCUCAGAACAGGCGUCUCACACUCGAAGAUUUGGAAGACUCCUGGGAUAGAGGUAUACCAAGAAUAAAUACACUCUUCCAAAAGGACAGACACACACUUGCAUAUGACAAAGGAUGGCGUAUUCGUACCGAGUUUAAACAGUAUCAAGUACUAAAACAAAAUCCGUUCUGGUGGACACAUCAGAGACACGACGGAAAAUUAUGGAAUCUGAACAACUACCGUACUGAUAUGAUACAGGCUUUGGGAGGAGUGGAAGGAAUUCUGGAACACACAUUGUUUAAGGGCACCUACUUCCCUACUUGGGAGGGUUUGUUCUGGGAGAAGGCAUCCGGUUUCGAGGAGUCGAUGAAAUAUAAAAAACUGACAAACGCUCAACGAUCUGGUUUGAACCAGAUUCCAAACCGACGGUUCACCUUAUGGUGGUCACCGACCAUCAACAGAGCCAAUGUGUAUGUUGGUUUCCAGGUGCAAUUAGAUUUGACAGGUAUAUUCAUGCACGGCAAAAUACCAACACUCAAGAUAUCUCUUAUCCAGAUAUUUAGAGCUCACUUGUGGCAGAAAGUCCAUGAGUCCAUUGUUAUGGACUUGUGUCAAGUGUUUGAUCAAGAAUUGGAUGCUCUGGAAAUAGAAACAGUACAAAAGGAAACCAUUCAUCCUCGAAAAUCAUACAAGAUGAACUCCUCAUGUGCAGACAUUUUACUCUUCUCAGCCUACAAGUGGAAUGUCUCCCGUCCCUCACUGCUGGCUGACACAAAGGAUACAAUGGAUAAUACCACAACCCAGAAAUACUGGCUGGAUAUACAAUUACGUUGGGGAGACUAUGACUCGCACGAUGUCGAGAGAUACGCUCGAGCGAAGUUCUUGGACUACACCACGGAUAACAUGUCCAUAUAUCCUUCGCCCACUGGACUGCUGAUCGCUAUAGAUUUGGCUUAUAACUUGCACAGUGCAUAUGGUAAUUGGUUCCCGGGAUGCAAGCCGCUCAUACAACAGGCGAUGGCGAAAAUCAUGAAGGCAAAUCCAGCCCUUUAUGUGCUAAGGGAGCGUAUACGGAAGGCUUUACAGUUGUACUCGUCCGAACCUACUGAGCCAUACUUGUCCAGUCAGAAUUAUGGAGAGCUGUUCUCAAAUCAGAUUAUUUGGUUUGUCGACGACACGAACGUGUACCGUGUAACUAUACACAAGACCUUUGAAGGAAAUCUCACAACUAAACCUAUUAACGGAGCCAUCUUCAUAUUCAACCCUCGGACUGGACAACUGUUCCUCAAGAUCAUCCACACCAGCGUGUGGGCCGGUCAGAAACGUCUUGGACAGCUCGCUAAAUGGAAAACAGCUGAAGAAGUGGCCGCCCUGAUUCGUUCCCUGCCUGUUGAAGAACAACCCAAACAGAUUAUUGUCACAAGAAAGGGAAUGUUGGAUCCACUUGAGGUGCACUUGCUAGACUUCCCCAACAUUGUCAUCAAAGGUUCCGAACUGCAGCUACCGUUCCAAGCGUGUCUUAAAGUGGAGAAAUUCGGAGACCUCAUCCUCAAGGCCACAGAGCCACAGAUGGUGCUCUUCAACUUGUAUGAUGAUUGGUUAAAGACUAUAUCUUCUUAUACCGCAUUCAGCAGAUUGAUACUCAUUCUGAGAGCGUUACACGUGAACACUGAGCGAACUAAGGUACUUCUGAAACCAGACAAGACUACACUCACUGAACCACAUCACAUCUGGCCCACACUCACCGAUGAUGACUGGAUCAAGGUGGAAGUGCAACUCAAGGACCUUAUAUUGGCUGACUACGGCAAAAAGAAUAACGUAAACGUGGCAUCACUAACACAAUCGGAAAUCCGCGACAUUAUACUUGGUAUGGAAAUAUCAGCUCCGUCAGCACAGAGGCAGCAGAUAGCCGAGAUUGAGAAACAGAGCAAGGAACAGAGCCAGCUCACAGCGACCACGACCAGGACUGUUAACAAACACGGAGACGAGAUCAUCACCUCCACCACCAGCAACUACGAGUCGCAGACCUUCAGUUCCAAAACCGAAUGGCGGGUGAGAGCGAUAUCAGCGACCAAUCUUCACUUGAGGACAAACCACAUCUAUGUAAGCUCUGAUGACAUCAAGGAAAGCGGCUAUACUUAUAUAUUGCCAAAGAACUUGCUCAAGAAGUUUGUCACCAUAUCCGAUUUGAGAGCGCAGAUCGCCUGCUACCUGUACGGCACAUCGCCUCCUGACAACCCUCAAGUCCGUGAAGUACACUGCGCGGUUCUUCCUCCUCAAUGGGGAACACAUCAGACUGUACAUCUACCGCGACAACUUCCUAAACAUCCAGCUUUAGCCCACCUUCAACCAUUGGGAUGGAUGCACACUCAGCCUAACGAACUGCCACAACUUUCGCCACAGGAUAUAACCACUCACGCCAAAAUAAUGGCGGAAAAUCAGACGUGGGACGGUGAGAAGACGAUCAUAAUCACGUGCUCCUUCACACCGGGGUCGUGUUCGCUGACUGCAUACAAGUUGACACCGAGCGGAUAUGAAUGGGGCGCCAAGAACACGGACAAAGGCAAUAAUCCCAAGGGAUAUCUCCCUAGCCACUAUGAGCGAGUGCAAAUGUUACUGUCCGAUCGAUUCCUAGGAUACUUCAUGGUGCCUUCACAGGGUAGCUGGAAUUAUAACUUCAUGGGUGUCCGUCACGAUCCCAACAUGAAGUAUGGCGUUCAGCUGGGGAAUCCCCGCGAGUUCUACCACGAGGUGCAUCGACCUGCACACUUUAUGAACUUCGCGGCAAUGGAGGAUUCAGUCGCGCCCAUACCAGCUGCUGACCGAGAGGAUUUCUUCGCCUAGUUAUAUAAUUGAACGGUUAUAAAUAAACACUCUUUAUAGCCGACAGUUUGAAAUACAUAUAGUACUAAGAAUAUCAGUUUUUAUAAAGUCUGAAAUAAUUAGAUUUUUUUUAUGAAAACUGUAAUUAAAUACGACUAGAAUUAAA
Molecule: messenger RNA, 7404 nt
Organism: Danaus plexippus (monarch butterfly)
Lineage: Eukaryota; Metazoa; Arthropoda; Insecta; Lepidoptera; Nymphalidae
Gene: Prp8
Product: pre-mRNA-processing-splicing factor 8
Exons: 35
Coding region: 165-7259 (2364 amino acids)
Biological process (GO): spliceosomal tri-snRNP complex assembly; mRNA splicing, via spliceosome
Cellular component (GO): catalytic step 2 spliceosome; U5 snRNP
Molecular function (GO): metallopeptidase activity; U6 snRNA binding; U5 snRNA binding
Source: RefSeq, a predicted model, not a curated record